This is a messenger RNA of Strongylocentrotus purpuratus (purple sea urchin), 6630 nucleotides long. It is a transcript of the gene mknk2, whose product is annotated as Mnk1 protein. The record is from RefSeq and is a predicted model, not a curated record. Gene Ontology annotation, cellular component: nucleus; cytoplasm. The coding region runs from base 477 to 2012 and encodes 511 amino acids. Lineage: Eukaryota; Metazoa; Echinodermata; Echinoidea; Camarodonta; Strongylocentrotidae. Gene Ontology annotation, biological process: protein autophosphorylation; peptidyl-serine phosphorylation; intracellular signal transduction. Gene Ontology annotation, molecular function: calmodulin binding; calcium/calmodulin-dependent protein kinase activity; calcium-dependent protein serine/threonine kinase activity. The transcript has 10 exons.
AUGCAUAUAACGCUACGUGGAAAAUCACUGGGAAUCGAAUCGGGCUUGUUUUUGUGUAUUGAGGUUUACUGUACGAGAGGACUACGAGGGCGAGAGGACUGCAAGCGAAGGGCCGGAGAGGCAUUAUAAUUUGACGGCCUAUUUUGGCCCCAUCAAAGCCUGGUCCUGUGCCAACAAGACACCAACGCAUCCUCAGAUACCUCAAGAGUCAUGUCGAAUAUGUUUUUCAGUCUUCGUUAGCUUUAUAAUUAAUUAAAUGAAUCCCCUUUCCGAACGAAUUUUUCUCGCGAAGCCUUUUCAGUUGGCUUGUACUUGUCCUGCGUAUUCUCUAGAUCCAUUCAGACGUCCUCACUGCACUGAGUUGAUCUUCCAAGCUCCACGGGAAACGGAUCAACUUCAACAAGUUAACCCAAUCAACUCAUUCGUUAACAUUCCAGUUCACUACUUCCAAUGACUACUUUGUUGCCAUUUAGGUAAUGCGUUCCUUUGUGUUCCCGACCGUCUGCCCUCAGGAUUCUUACCCGAGCCAGGAAACGACACCGAUAACCAAGAUGCCAACAGGUGAUAAGAUGACCGUCUCUCAGCGCCCGCCUGCUACGGCAGCCGUCCAGAUGCCCGAUUGCAAGGCGACCGCUGAGAAUUACGCCAACAACAACAUAGCCGAUGAAACAUGCUUGCUCUCAGAACAAAUGGACCUCAUGAUGAGUAUUUCGUCUGUGGAAGACUUCCACAGUGGUCUAGAUGACAGCAGGAGGAAGCGCAAGAAGAAGAAGAAGAGGACUUCAGGAAUCGUGCCAAAUAGAUUUGAAGAUGUGUAUGAUUUGACUGGAGAGCUUCUGGGCUCUGGGUCGUAUGCUUCAGUGAGAACCUGUCGACAGAUUUCUUCAGGAAAGGAGUAUGCCGUCAAGAUGAUGGAGAAGAGACCAGGAAACAGUCGUACCAAGAUCUUCAGGGAGGUAGAGACACUCUACCACUGUCAGGGACAUAAUAACAUUCUGCAGCUGAUUGAAUACUUUGAAGACGAUGACAGGUUCUACCUCAUCUUUGAGAAGAUGUACGGAGGUGCCUUACUGCAGCACAUCGAGCAGCGCGGGACCUUCACUGAACAGGAGGCUAGUCAGGUCAUCCGAGACAUCGCCAGUGCCCUCUCAUUCCUUCACAACAAAGGUAUUGCCCACCGUGACCUCAAACCAGAGAACAUCCUGUGCGAGAGCAUGUACAGCAUCUCACCAAUCAAGAUCUGUGACUUUGGCCUUGGAAGCGGGAUCCACCUCAGCAGCCAGUACAACACCCCCGUCACCACGCCCGAGCUACUCACCCCCGUGGGCUCGGCAGAGUUCAUGGCACCGGAGAUUGUGGAGGCGUUCAUCUACGACCUACAGGCCACCGUGUAUGAUAAGAGAUGUGACCUCUGGAGUCUAGGAGUGAUCCUCUACAUCCUGCUGUGUGGCCACCCGCCCUUCGUAGGGUCCUGUGGUGAAGACUGUGGCUGGGAUAGAGGAGAGGCCUGUCAAGACUGUGAGGAGCUGCUGUUGCACUGCAUACAGUCUGGGGAGUAUGACUUCCAUGGUGCGGAGUGGGAACACAUCUCUGCUGGGGCCAAGGAUCUUAUCUCACACCUGUUGGUUCGGGAUGCCAAGCAGAGAUACACCGCAGGCAUGGUCCUCAAUCACCCAUGGGUCAAACAGCCUCCAAGCACACCUCUUCUGACCCCUGCAAUCAUCAAACGCAACAACAGUGCCAAAGAUCUGAGCCAGUUUGCAGCGGAUGCUGUUGCCUGCAACCGCCUCGUCGCUCAGAAGGAGGAGGACGAGAUUCAAGAAGAAGUGAUCGAGGAGGAUGUCGAUACCGAGGACGACGGCGGCAUCUGCAUCAUCAGACCCUCUGGCCAACUCAACAACGGUGGACUCAACAACUUUGGCCUGUCGCCUCCGGGUCAGUCGGCAUUGGCCAAGCGACGUGCAGCGAUGCACAGCCAAGGGAGGGACCAGUGUAUUACGAUCCAGGCAUAGAGGAGUGGUCUUUGAGACGGACUAGAUUUAGGACAGUGUGUGAAAGAUUCUUGGUAAACCUCAUCCAUCAAAAUCAGACUAAUUGACGCUUUCUUGAUAAAGCAUGGAAGCUUGCAAAGCUUAACGGACUUGAUGUGUGUCUUGAGCAAAUUGUGACCGACCAAAGUGUAGUUGAUCUUAAGGCAAUGAUUGAGGUAGGAGCCUAGCUCUGCUCGUUUCGUUGGCCUGUAAGUUUGUAAGAACGGAUUCAAGUGUAAUAAGGAAAAUGGAGCUUUCGUAGAGUAAGAAUUCCAUGCAGACAGUGGCUUGUGCUUCAUUACUUCUGGUUUGUUUGAUUUAUUUAGAGCUAUUUCCUUGUCGGAAACAGAUUGAAUUUCUCUUACCUCUGUUGUACCCAAUGCAUAAUCACUGACUUGUUUUUCACAUUGUGUAUAAUUUAAAUCGAAUGUCACUUAUGGGUUAUCGACUUUGAUUUGUUUAUGUAUAUGAUUAUCAUGUACAAUUUGAAAAAGAAAAAAAAAAGAAAGAAAAAAAAAGAAAAACAAUAGAAGGUCAAAUAACCCACUGACUAAGGCAAGCCAAUUUGCAAGUAAACUAUGAAGCACGGCUACGUGUUCUGUGGUGACUUUUUCUAUAACAGCAUUUGUGUAUUCGUAAGCCAAUGUGAAAGAGAAGAUCAAAUAUUUUUUAAACAGUCUAUUUUUAUUUGUUGGUUGAUAUCGUGCAAGAUUUGAUAGUCUUCCCUCUAGGAGGUAGAGAUGUGGGACGGGGAUCCUAAUGUGCUAGUCAUUUCUCAUUAGAUAAACAUGAAAUAAAAAUACAAUAAAAUGGCUUAUUAAAGUGCUGUUUUUCGUGUAUGAAGGACCGAAUAAAUUCACAUUUCUGAAGCCAUUCGUGCGAGAAACAUCAGCAUGUUUAGUAGUAUUUCAAAAAUAUCAAUAUCGUUAUUAUUUUUGAUCGAUAAAACAUUCCAUGUAUUUGAAAUUUGGCCUUUUACCAAUAUCAAAAGGUUACUAAUGUUUUUGUUUACCAGCACUGAAGUUGCUUCAAAAUAAUUAUAGGGCUCCUUUUGUUUUGUUUUUAGAGGGUGGUUAUGUUGGCAUUAAAAUUUUACUUCAAAUUCAUAAAAGUGGUCAGUUCCCUAUGAAAAAUCAUGCAAAAUGUUUAUUUUAUUCUUUGUACCUUUGUGAAAUUCAUUUCUUGUACAUACUGUUUGGAUUGUGUACAGAUUUGUAAAUAAUAUGCAACAACAAGAGAAAAGGAAUCAUUAUUGCAUGAGGGAGAACGUUGAAAGCUUGAAUUUGAAGUGCUAUUAAUAGAUUAUGUUCUAUAAGUCAGUCGGUCAUGGGGCAUCGCCUGUUAAUGAACAGAACGGUAUACUUUUAACAUUACGUCUGGAAAGUUAGAUUUAAGAUUUAAUUUUGCAAAUCUUUACUACAUUAGAUUACUUGCACAAUUCAAAGAACAACAAAAAAAGAGUUAACUUUGUGUACUCUUAUUUGGAAGUAACACAAGAAUUUUCAUGUUUCUGAUCGAGUCUGACGUGCUAAAAAUGGUGAUGACAAUCUAGGGUUAAAGUUCCGCCAUAUAGCGGUUUAAACAGUUAUGGGGUUCAGGCUCUUUCAGAUAUGACGCGGUAAACCACAAACAAAAUAAUCCACGUUUGUAAAUGAAUGGCAACUCAACUGCUUGCAUUAAGGUUCAGUGCACAUUUAUUGAGUCUGUGUCAUAAGAUAGAGAAAUGUGCCAGUGUAUUACUUUAAGUCAACAUAAAAAUGAUGCUGUGAUUUUGCCUUGUCAUAUCAGAAUGAAGCCUUAGAUCUUCAAAACACGUAGAGAACCAUUCAAGUCUUCCUUGUACUUGUGUGUUAAAACAAAAGACAGUACACACCUUAAGGUACAGUUCAAAGUUCAUUGCUACAAGACUCUUUCAUUCAGAGUGCACAGAUGAGGGACACUGGUCACCUGAUCGAUCCUGUGCUAUCUACACUGGUCACCUGAUCGAUCAUGUGGUAUCUAAAACGGGGGCAUUGUCUGUCAUAUGUAUCUGCUUCAUAAUGCGAGUUUUAAUUGUGAAGGAGACAUAAAACGGGAUAUAUGGCUAAAAAUGUUAAACGGGAUUGGAAAAGAACACUUUGCAUACCUUUAUGAAAUGAAGGAAGGAAAAGCUGUAUUUAAAAAAAAAGGGAUAUGUCUCCAAAAGGGGGAAGAAAAAGAAGAAAAAAAAGAUGGGACAGUUAAGGCCAAUGCGAUUACUAGUAAGAAAAGCAUGUCCAGUUUUAACACUAACAUUUUUUUGGGAAACUUUCCUGUGUCUUUAAAAAGGGAUCUUCAAAUCAUGCAACUCUUGUUGGUUCCCUAUCGCAAUGACAGGGAAACCUCAUGCAGUCCUUCCAAUCAAGAAAGCCCCCUUGUACCACUGAACUCCCUUGUGAUGUGUAGUACCUUUUGAUAGGAACCUGGUGCAAUUCUUGUGAGCGAUGUAGACUAAUAUCGCUCUAGGUUUAUUUUCAUUAUGGGUACAGUUCAAAAUUACACUUAAUUCUUCUGAUGAAUCAUGUGGAGUUGUUUUUUAAAACAGUUUCCCCUGUGAAAUUGCACGUUUCUGCUAAAUGUUGAUUUAUAGAAAGGCAUUUAGAAGCAGGUCUUCUAAGGCUUUUAUAGAUCUAGUUGGGGAUUACUUACUCUUUGCGAGUCAUUUAAAAUAAAGGUUUGAAAUAAAAUUGAACAAAGACGCUAUGUGUGGGUCUACGAGAUUAGGUUGUGAUAUAUAUAUAUGAAAAUAUAUAAGUAAAAAAUAAUAAGUAAAAGCUAGAAAAUUUGUUUAGUUUUGGUCUUGAAUGGAGGUACGAUUCACAUACGUAUUGGGUUUACUUGUGCUCAAGAACACAUGUGCAAUAUAAGUUGAGCUUUACACAUUGUUGAUCUAAAAUAUAUAUCAAGUUACUGAAGGCAUUAUGUCGUGUGAAAUGAAAUGCAAAUUCAGAUAAGAAAUUUAACUUUUUCAUUUCCAUUAUCAUUAAAAUCUUACCAGAUAUGAAACUGGUUUUAAUUUCAAAGUGAUCAGGUUUUCAUUUCCUUUGGUGCAUUUUAGAAGUUUAUCAUUUUUAUACCGAUUUGCUAUCCUUUUUGUAUUAUGUUUUAUAUUAUUUGUAACUUUUGGCCCAGCCGGGCCGUUAGAUUUCUUUUUUCAUUUUUCUAAGUUUGGGUAUUAAAACUCUCUUAUUUUUCUGUAAUGCAAAACCAGAAAUCUUCUGCAAAUGGCAAACAACAGGGAUUUUUCACGGCAAGGGAUUUUUGGAAACCCAAGUAUUAACAUUGUUGUUGUAGUUGUCAUUCAGUUAUUAUAUGAAUAUUAAGCCACUCGCAACAUCUAUGCUUAUUUCAGGGGAGAGUAAGUUUCUGGUUCUGUUUUGUUUGAAGGUAGGGUUAAUAAGACAUGGCCACAUCGAGAGAUGUAGAAAGCAGUGUAGUUGAUGUUCAUUCUGUAGGGAGUUAAGGACGCUUUUCUUUCCUGUAUUGUAUGACGUGUACUAGCUUUCAGCAAAGAAGUUUCAUGUCAGCCUGCUGGCCAGGCUUAUGCUGUUGAUUUUAAGAGAAAAUGUGACACCUCUACAAUGUUUUUCAUAGAACUUUAUUGAAACACGGCAUUGAUUAAUUGCGUUUUCUUUUGGUACAAUAUUGAUGUGAGAUCAAAAGCAUUCAGGAAACGUGACAUGUUGGCAUGAAGGUGAUCUGAAUGAAUGUCUUCCUUCAUGUUUUCAUGCCGUGCAAGUAUUUUGGCUUUAGUUGGAAGCAUCAGAUGAUGGGAUUGCUUAGCAAAUAUUUUGCUGAGAAUUCAAGAUGGGUGCACUCAUCUAUACAUGGAGUGUGUCGUUUUGGAGAGUUAUGUGAAGGUCACCUUUGACUUCCUUUCACGUUAUGCCAGCAGGUCAAAUUUUCUUGUCUAAUAUGAUAUGUAGAUGCCAUAUGCAGUGCCUUUUUUAGGAGAUGUUUUGAAGAAAAUGACCAUUCCUACCAAUAUGUGGUGAUAAAUUUAAGGGGGGGGGGGGUAUUAAAAAAAAGCUAUCAUGUUUGUGCUAUGUGAGAAAGGAGUAAAUAAUGUGCAUUCGUUUUUUUCUUGGAAUGGGGGCAUUAUUAUACGAUUGGUAAUUUGUUUUGGAAAAAAAGUUUUUUUAAACGAAAACGUGAAAUUAAAUAUUCAGGGGGGUUGGGAGAGAUAUGCAGGUUAUCAAGAUGUGUAUUCUACAGUUUACUUUCAGAAUGGAUAUCAUUAUCAACACCAGACAGUACUGCUUACUCACGCCAUCGGGGUCCAAUUAGGGGGUCUAAUUCUUUUGUACGUUUUGUGUGGGAUAAGUUUUCAUUAUCCCCCAUCUUCUUCAUGGGGUGUGUUAACAUGAUUUCAUCCUUGGUUUAUACAUAAGAAUGAUGUUUCUGUGUGAAUUUAAGUUAAGAAGACUCAGAUGUAUGGGUUUUGGAGGUGAUUUUGGCUUGAACUAUCAGUAUUGUAGUACACACAUUGUCUUUAUGUUUCUGUGGAGAAGAACUUUUAAACACAGCUUUAUUUGAAAAACACAAUGUAUUUGAGAGAUCCAAUAAAAGUCUGGAAACAAUA